AUGGAGGAUGUUGCCGUCAAUGAGUUUGACCGACCCGUCUGGAGCCCUGCGACACCUAUUCCCGAUGCUCGUGUCGCUGCACACAUUCGAAACCUUCGGAUACCACUGGGGAGAUUCGAGGAAGUGCCCCUUAUAAUACUUCAUAAAUUAGGCAGUUUUCAACAUGACCCGCUACUAAGAAAGAGAUUAGAUCGCAUCUUUUCUCCUUUGUAUCAUACUCUUCUAGUCAAUACCUCAGGCACCGGGAAAACUAGACUUCUCUUCGAAGGCCUUUGCCUCCAUUGGGGCUUUUAUCUUACAUGUACUCUCGACGCAUCACUGCUUGGAGCAGGGGAUUUCGCUCACAUAGUAAACAAUGUCAACUGCGAUCGCAACUGGAAACCCGUUUUGCCUCCUAUAUCCGAUCCCAAACACCCAUCAUUCGUUCAAGACAAUAUACACAUAGUUUACCGCGCAUGCAGUGAAGCGUUAUUGGCUAGACUGCUGGUAUUCAACAUGUAUCUGAAAGCCUGUUCGAAAGUGGGAUUUUCCCAUGCUCAACGAAGACGUUGGUUGGAAGCCCAGAUAUUUCCAUUCGACCUCAUCUCCGCAUUCGAUCCUUUCGGGGAGAUCAAAAGCUCCAUCUCUGCUCUCCAUCUCUCCGAUCACACCCUUGAUGAGGCCAUUUCUCGUACCCUGGAAGAUAUCCAAAAUAUCUGGGACAUGCCUGCUGGAGAAUAUUUUUAUAUUGCUCUAGACGAAGCAAAUGCUGCUUCAACGAAGCAUCGUCGGUCCUUCUUAGACGAGUAUGGUCAUUAUCCUGUCUUAAAGGAAAUGCUGCGCGCUUUGCGACGUAGGAUGGGUCAUUUACCUGUGAAAUUUAUUGUCGCUGGUACCAUGAUUCCACCAGAGCUUUUUCAGUCGAAGGUUGGAGAAUGGGAUGAUUUUCGCUGGUGUUCGGAUACCGGGUCUUUCGACAAUCCUGAGAUGCACCGGCGAUAUAUUUCCCAAUUCUUGCCUUCUGAGUUAGUAAGUUCGAUUACAGGGCAAGCUCUUUUAGAUCGCUCAUGGCAAUGGUUGCGUGGAAGGUUACAUGCCAAUUGUUUGCCGUACCUUAAUACAUUUUGCUAA
This is a messenger RNA of Lentinula edodes (shiitake mushroom), 1110 nucleotides long. RefSeq lists its product as uncharacterized. The transcript is spliced from 2 exons. Lineage: Eukaryota; Fungi; Basidiomycota; Agaricomycetes; Agaricales; Omphalotaceae. The record is from RefSeq and is a predicted model, not a curated record. The coding region runs from base 1 to 1110 and encodes 369 amino acids.